This is a messenger RNA of Coprinopsis cinerea okayama7#130, 414 nucleotides long. RefSeq names its product golgi transporter. The transcript has 5 exons. Gene Ontology annotation, biological process: endoplasmic reticulum to Golgi vesicle-mediated transport; retrograde transport, endosome to Golgi. Bases 1 to 414 code for a protein of 137 amino acids. The record is from RefSeq and is a predicted model, not a curated record. Lineage: Eukaryota; Fungi; Basidiomycota; Agaricomycetes; Agaricales; Psathyrellaceae. Gene Ontology annotation, cellular component: endoplasmic reticulum; Golgi membrane; Golgi cis cisterna.
AUGGUUGAGAGCCAAGCUGAAAUCGGAGUCGCGCUCACCACGUUCGGAGGGCUCUUCAUGCUUCUUGGUGUAAUGCUCUUCUUCGACGGAGCCCUUUUGGCUUUGGGAAAUAUUCUAUUCGUUUCCGGUCUUGCUUUGAUCAUCGGUCCUCAAAAAACCUUUGCCUUCUUCGCUCGCAAACAGAAAAUUCGCGGUUCAAUUUGUUUCUUUGGUGGAAUCCUUCUUGUCUUCCUCAAAUGGCCAUUCAUCGGGAUGAUUGUCGAAACGUUUGGGUUCUUGAACUUGUUUGGCGACUUCUUCCCAGUUGUUGUAACAUUCCUGCGCCAGCUACCCUUCAUUGGAAAUAUCCUUUCGUUGCCGUACAUUCGAGGGUUUGUCGACCGCCUCGCUGGUUCACGCACGUCAGCUGUAUAA